Lolium rigidum is the source of this 2208-nucleotide messenger RNA. RefSeq names its product serine/threonine protein phosphatase 2A 57 kDa regulatory subunit B' kappa isoform-like. The record is from RefSeq and is a predicted model, not a curated record. Bases 518 to 1981 code for a protein of 487 amino acids. Gene Ontology annotation, biological process: signal transduction. Lineage: Eukaryota; Viridiplantae; Streptophyta; Magnoliopsida; Poales; Poaceae. Gene Ontology annotation, molecular function: protein phosphatase regulator activity. The transcript is spliced from 2 exons. Gene Ontology annotation, cellular component: protein phosphatase type 2A complex.
UCCGGUAUGUACCACACCCUCCAAAACGCCAAAAAUUUCCCCACUUCUCCCCACUCCUUUCCCCUCCCUCCUCCCGAGAUCCCAUCCAUGGCCGCCUCCCGCCCCCGGAUCUGGCCCUGAAGGCCGCCAUUGCUCGAUCCGUUCCGGUGGUAUCAUCCCCCCUCCGCGCCGUCGCGUCCCCUGUCUCUUAUAUGUACCCCGUUUAUUGAGGCCGCCUGUCCUUUCCCUUUUUUUGGCCGGUGCCUUCAUUGGUUCUUGAUCCGUCGCAUUUGGACCGUGGAGCUGUCCGAGGGCAAGAAAUUGAUCCGUUCCCUUCGUCUUCUGCUUACCUUUUGCUGUUGCUGUCGAAAUCCCCCUGUCAUUGCAAUCUCCUGUUGCUGUUGCAAGGUGCGUUUUUUACAUAAUUUUUUCCGAGGAUCUGCAAGCACGGAUUCGUUCUCGGGAGGCCGGAUUCUUGCCUUGGUUCUUUGAUUGCGGGGAAUUUGAUGUGGUAUUGGUGCUGCCUAAUUCUGCCGCCAUGUGGAAGCAAUUUAUUGGCAAGCUGUCGUGGAAAUCGCUGAAAUCUAGCUCCGGGGGCGGCGGCGGAGGGGGCUCGCCUACGGCGAAGUCGCAUCCCAUGUCUCCCAGGGAAAAUGGGAGCGUAGGAAAGCCGAACGCCUCGCCUAGGUCGCCCUCAGGGGUCGCCGCAGGCGAGGGGAGAUCCAGGGAAGACGCCUUCAUUCAGAAGGUGGAUAUUUGCUGCACGGUGUACGACUUCGCCGACCGGGGCAAGGACUCGCCGGAGAAAGAGAGGAAGCGGCAGGUGCUGAUGUCCCUCGUCGACUCCAUUGGCGCCGCCGAGGAGCCCCUCACGGAGGCGAUGAUGUCGGCAUGCGUCCACAUGUUCCGUGUUAACCUCUUCAGGGUCUUCCCGCCCAAGGUCCGAUCAGCCACCGUGGGGGCAUCAGAGACAGAGGAGGACGAGCCAUUCUUUGACCCCUCUUGGUACCAUCUGCAAGUUGUGUAUGAAUUGCUUCUUCGGUUUGUGACCUCGCCGUUUGUUGAUCCCAAGGUGGCUAGGAAGUAUGUGGACAGUUCAUUUGUCUCGAAGCUGCUUGACCUGUUUGAUUCCGAUGAUCCGAGAGAGAGGGACUGCUUGAAGACAGUCUUGCACAGGAUAUAUGGAAAGUUCAUGGGAAAUCGACCGUUCAUCCGUAAGGCUGUGAGCAAUAUCUUCUAUAGGUUCGUCUCUGAGGCAGAUCAUCACAAUGGGAUAGCCGAGCUGUUGGAGGUGUUUGGCAGUGUAAUAAGCGGGUUUGCAAAGCCAUUGAAGGAGGAGCAUAAGUUGUUCCUAUGGAAAGCGUUAAUUCCGCUUCACAAGCCUAAGACAGUGGGUGUAUAUCUGCCACAGCUGACGUACUGCAUAACUCAAUUUAUUGAGAAGGAACCAAAGCUUGCAGGAACUGUGAUAAGAGGUCUGUUGAAGUACUGGCCAGUUACAAAUAGUCAGAAGGAGAUGAUGUUCUUGGGGGAGUUGGAAGAGGUGCUUGAGUUGAUUGAUAUGGCUGAGUUCCAGAAGUGCAUGGUACCAUUGUUCCGUAGGAUUGCAAAUUGCCUCAAUAGCUCCCAUUUUCAGGUUGCUGAGAGAGCCUUAUUCUUGUGGAAUAAUGAACAUUUGUUCGAUAUGAUCUCCCAAAACCGUCAAGUGAUCGUGCCGCUCGUAUACCCAGCUCUGGAGAGAAAUGCCCGAUUGCACUGGAACCAAUCAGUGCUCAAUGUUACGAUGAAUGUGAGAAAAAUGUUCUUCGACAUGGACGAGAGAUUGCUCCUGGCUUGUCAGAGCAACUUCCAAGUGGAAGAAGAGAAGCGAGCCGCAACGGAAGAGCGUCGAAGGCUUACAUGGGAGCAGCUGGAGCGUAAUGCUGAUGCAUUCCAACCAGCUAACACGAGCUUUCCAGCAGCCCCUUCUUCGGCCCCUCCAGUAGUUCCCACAGUUACAUGACACGCGUCCAAAUAUACUCCAUCCCCAGUUCCUUUGUUCCCUAGCUAGCUAGAUGAAGUUGUUUGCUUCUCUGGGAUACAGAAGGCAUUUUGUUACCUUUGUAAACCCCACCGUGCCAAAGUCUGUAAUUAAUAGUUGUCGAUUUGAAGACAAUGAAUUCCUUGAUUUUUUUGCGGCGAAUUCUCGAGUAAUGGGCAUUGCCUUCUUGGCAAAAUCUUGGUUGAUUC